This is a messenger RNA of Aureobasidium subglaciale EXF-2481, 678 nucleotides long. RefSeq lists its product as uncharacterized. The record is from RefSeq and is a predicted model, not a curated record. Bases 1 to 678 code for a protein of 225 amino acids. Lineage: Eukaryota; Fungi; Ascomycota; Dothideomycetes; Dothideales; Saccotheciaceae. The transcript has a single exon.
AUGCCUUCUCCUCGCGCCUCGCCUGCUCUGAGACCGUCUUCGCCUCUUUCGCCUCGGUUUGAACCAACACCACGCUACGAACUACAACCUCCAUCGCCUCGUGGUCUUCAUCCUCGUUCCGCCGCCACAAGUUCUCAAAUGCGCCAUCGAACUUCUCCUGCUGGAAACACUCUCAAGCUACCUGGCCUGCCCCGUUUCCACCCGGCAAAUUUCCCUUCAUCACAGACAUCCUCGGCUGCAAACACUCCCGGUGCUGGUGGUCCCUUGUCGCCUAACAACCCUCCUGUCAGCCCCAAAGCUCAGCAAAGGCUCUACUCUGAGGCUCAGAAGCAACUUUAUCUGUACCAUCGGGAGACCGUAGCUGCUCAAGCCGCCGUCGCUGCUGCUGCGAGUUCAAGCUCUGCCAGACCGCAAUCGGUCCGCUUUGAGAAGCCUUUGAGCCCUCGUCUCGCACCACUGGGUAGUCCUGGUCCUGUGACUCCUCUUGAGCUUGAAGGCCAGGACGGCUAUCUCUUGGCAGGUGCCCAUGCAUCAUCCGCCGCUGCUCACGCUGUCGCCGCUCAGGAAGCAGCCGCGCAGCUCUCAGCUCAGCACUCCGAUCUCGUUGACAAGCUCAUUGAGCAAGAGGUCCGCCGCAGCUCAGACUUGGAUGGUACUAUUCAGGAUCUUGGCCGAUGA